This is a messenger RNA of Nerophis ophidion (straightnose pipefish), 3439 nucleotides long. RefSeq names its product agouti signaling protein 1 (gene asip1). Gene Ontology annotation, biological process: positive regulation of melanin biosynthetic process; hormone-mediated signaling pathway; melanosome organization. Bases 292 to 645 code for a protein of 117 amino acids. Gene Ontology annotation, molecular function: melanocortin receptor binding; neuropeptide hormone activity. Gene Ontology annotation, cellular component: extracellular region. The record is from RefSeq and is a predicted model, not a curated record. The transcript has 5 exons. Lineage: Eukaryota; Metazoa; Chordata; Actinopteri; Syngnathiformes; Syngnathidae.
GUCUUCCAGUAAGUGCAUAUCAGGAACGGGGCAAGGUAUCAGUGCCUGAUCGGAGAUAAAUGAGAAUGGGAGGAUACCAGGAGGUCCGGAGAAAGAUUAAAAGCGCCACAGCGUUGAAGCAGCGGCACACCAGCAAAGGCAACGAGAGAGGAAGGACACCAAAGUGACAACAAUAGUGUGGGAGAAGAACAAGCUAGAAGACGCAGGACCAAAACCGGAGACGAAAGACCAUCAAGAAGUAUAGAGACAACUGAGCUACGACCAACAGAUUACAUCUUUGGCUCCGCCCACAUGAUGAUCGACGACAGGCUGUCCACCAACAAGGUGACCAUGUUCAACUCACUCUCUCGAAACAUCAACCCCGGCUUGCAACCACCAGUUGUCAUUGUAGCAGAACUGGCAAAACCUGGAAGGAGGAAGAGAACAAAGAAGGUCAAAAAGAUUGUCACAGAAAGCAGAAAUACUGGCAAAAUUGAUGUGGCGUUAAGUACUCAACAAAAAAAGGCAGGAAAUGGCAGUUUAAAGAUCAAAAGAGUGCCAAGAGGUAAGGAAAAAAACUAUAACAGAGAUGUUUUCAUCAUGAAAGCUCCUCCAAGGCCCGGAGGAGAUAAGACAAAGGAUCAGAAGUUAAGUGAAUUCAGGUGAUCCAUUCGGACCACACUGACACUAAGUCCUUCUGAGGAUAUCUUUCUAGUGACUUUGGUUCAAUUGGAUGUGAAACCAAUUACCGCUGAUGUGCAUCUUUAAAACAGAACUUCACCAAAAAGCCAUUAAUGCAUGAAAGAUAGUAGAUUUACACAAACAAAACAACAAUCUCUUUACUUGCGAUUGUCUUGCCACGCCAACGGUAUUGUCUUUAACUUAAUUUAUAAAUGGAAUAUUUGUAUCCAGAAAAAGACGUUUGAUCAAAAGCAGAUGGCCAAUAAAUAUCUAAUGAAGAUGAAAUACCGAAAUGUAACAUGACUCACCUAUAAAGUUUAUGCAAUAUUUGCUAAAUCGUUUAACGAUCUGGCAUUGAUUCAUGAGAAAAAUAUGCUUUUAAGUCAUAAAGUAAGUUUUGUAUGUACAAUUUUUUCCACAUGAUCGUACAUCCCUUUGUGGGGGUGGUGGGUGACGACAAAUUGACACUAUAGCGGGAGAAAUAGGUGAAAGUUGUGAGACAAAUAGUGAGUGAAAACAUGAAAAAACACAUAUGUUAAGAAUUCAAAAUUAAUUUUUUUCUGUUGCUUCUUUUUUUUCCAUUUCUUAUGUCACCAACAAGCCUGUGAGUGCUUUUUAGAUGAGAGGCCCACCACAGCACCGCAUGCUCAUUGAGAAGAGCGAUAUGUGCUUUCAUGUCAAAGUUUUUUCACUAAAUUUGACGGCAGUUGACUUUUUGAAGAAAAGAUAGUAUCUCGGGGGCUCCACUUAAAUAGCGACAUAGUUUAAGCUGUAUAUUAUGAUAAAUAAUUUUGUUGCAGUCCAAAUGUAUUUGCUACGGCAAGCCACAAAUAAAUGCAUGAGAAAUGCUGAAGUGUAAGUCUAGAUUCCCCCCCACCCCUCCAAAAAAACCCUGACUUUAAAAUUCAGUUCCAGUACAACAAGCAAUAUACUAGUUUUUACGUGUAAACAAUUAAAUAUCAACUGAUGUUGACAACUCAAUGUUUGCUUUUAUUUAACACACACAACUAAUCAUUAAUUCAUAUUUUUAAUGGAUCGGACUCACUGUAUUAUUGCAUCUUUAACUUAAGGAAUAUAAUAUUUGACCUUUACUAUAUCUUUUGAGUAAAUGGCCAAAAUCAUUAAUACAACCGCUGAGUUCAUGCAACACUGACUUAUUGUAUUUGUGUAACAAAAUACAAUAGUGUUAAUGGACUGAUGAAAAAAAUAUAAAUGUAGAUCCUAGUGUAAUUGUCGUGUACAUUUAUGUUCCCAACCUCCAAAACAGCUUUUAUUUUAAAUAUUGACUUUUAAAUCGUAAGCCAGUUCAACAGUGAUUUAUAGUUUUGUGUUUAACUGACACAAUACAUAAAAUAUAUAAUUUGAGACUACUUUUUUAAAAUAUUGAGUUGGUUUAACUUUACUUUACCAGAAAAACUAUUAUGAGGAACAUGUUUACAUUAAAAAUCUAAAAAAUAAAUGUAGUGAUGUAUUGUUUAAAAUACUUUUCUUUGAGUGACAUGUCUAUAAAUGCCGUGUUGAAUUCCAGGCUGAGCCUGAAAUCAAGUGUGAAAUUACCGAAACAUGCCAGCACACCAUAAGCAGCCCCAAAAAGUCAUGCAAGGUAAUCUUUUUAAUGUUUCCCCCCGGCAAGCAUAUGCAACCUUUUUCAAGCAUGACACCUUUUUUUUCCAACGUUAACAAUACUAAUAAAAAAAUUAUUGAUAUAAUAGUCCAGCUAAUGAAAUCCAAUUGAAAAAAAUUACAAAUACACCAGUAAUCAUGUUUAAUAUUGCGUUUUCUACCUAGGAGAGCGACCUACGAUUUAAACACAGCAAUUCAAUGAAAAGUUAAGAAAUAAAAAACACAGUGUUGCAGAAAUUAUUACAUGUUUAAGUAAUAUUAUAAUUAUUGUUAACUUAAUGUUAUCCUAAUUGAUCCAAAAGAGAGAAACAUUUUUUGGGGGGAGGGGAGAUGUAUAAACAAAAUCACAAAAGUAUCACAAAAUUACAAAAUACAAAAAUUGUGUACAAUAUGCUUUAUUUAUUUAUUGAUAUAACAGUAAAAUCAUAAUAAAUAUUGUACAUUUAUAUAAUUGUGUUAUUUAAAGGGUAAAACCCAUUCAUAAGAUACAUAAUAGUUGAUUACAGGCUAAAAAUAAAAUUAUCCUGAAAAAAAUCACAUUCAUUUUAGAUUUAAUUAUACUGUGCAAUAUCAUUAAAACACGUCAUUGUGAAAUACUUGAUAAUAUCGUACAUUGUAGAUUUUACUCCUUGUAUUUGUUAUUCAAAGUGAAAACAUUUAAUACAAAAAGUAGCUUUUUGGACUAAAACAAAAAAAGAAAAAAACACAUGAUAAUGAACAUAAUGUUCUCCUAUUUUAAAGCUGCAUUUUUUUCCCUAAUUUUGUCAUUUCAAGGAAGACAAAUAUCCAAAACUUAUUGAAAAAAUGUUUUGGCCUCAAAUUAAAUGAUAAUUAAAUGUAAAAAUGAUUAAAUACAUUUACACGUUUUAAGAUUUUCAUAAAAAUGUUAUACUUUCAAGCUGCAUCAUCAUGUUAUCAGUGUCCAAUGAAAAGCAUUUAUAUUAUUAGUUUGCCAUUUAAAGUGUGAAGUGUACAAUUAGGUCAACAUUUUUUGACCAGAAUGCACGGUAUAUUUAGUCACCGUGUGCUCGGAGAAGAGGGAGGAUUAAAUAUACAUGACGUGAACCUGUCUGUAAAAAAUAAAUCAUAACCAUAGGCAGACCGUGUAAUGACUAGCAAUUCAUCACAUUGCUGUGGAUUUUUUAUAUUAUGAGAA